Eruca vesicaria subsp. sativa (arugula) is the source of this 3284-nucleotide messenger RNA. Lineage: Eukaryota; Viridiplantae; Streptophyta; Magnoliopsida; Brassicales; Brassicaceae. The record is from the annotation of a GenBank genome assembly.
GCAAAACCCAAAACCCUAUAGAUCUUCCCUUACCGAAGUGAUUCCGGGUCAAAUCAGCGAGUUGGGUCAAAAUCGUCAGAAAAAUCACCUGAGAAAAAUGUUUGCAAGGCGGUUCACUUCUGUCUUCAAACGAUCUUCAGCCUCAAGCUCCUCGGAGAAAGCAGGGAAAGAAAAUGGGACGUUGGGGUCUUUUGGUCGGAAGGCAAUGUCUUUUGUCUUGAUUACAGUCACUGGUGGUGUUGCUUUGAGUGCUCUCGACGACCUUUCUAUCUAUCGCGGUUGUAGCAGUAAAGCCAUGGAGAAGGUGAUGAGGAAUAAGGCUAUGACCGAAGCCAUUGGAGAGCCAAUUGAAAAAGGACCAUGGUAUAAUGCAUCACUAGCCGUUUCUCAGCAAAGACGCACAGUGUCUUGUUCCUUUCCUGUGGUUGGCCCACAAGGCACCGGAAUCUUGCAUCUCAAAGCUGUUCGCAAUGGAGAAGAUAGCUUGUUUGGGUUUCUACAGCAAAGGGACUGGGACAUUCUGAUAAUGGACGCACUUGUCCACGUCCCUUCAAACGAGGGCCCCCAACAGACCUUGAGAAUCGACAUCUCUGACUAUCUCCCUCCUUCGGCUGCUACAGACGACAAACCUUCCGAACCAGAAAAGCCAGAGAAGAGCUAAGAAGUUGAAGAAUACUACACCUAAGCUUUGUGGAGCUCCUGGCUAGAGUUUAUUCCAUUCCAAUCAUACCAACAGUUACCUUUGAAUUUUAUUUAAUUAUUACUUACAAAUAAAACAAAACAUCCGUUUUGGUACUAUACAAAAAGUUCAAUACAUGAUUGGUAAACUAGACCAGUUAGUAGUUUGAGCAUAGCAUUGAUUUGAGUUAAAUAUGAAAAGGGCCACUUGUCAUUAUUAAUCUCUGUGGGUUGCUGAUACUUUAGAUACAACAAGAUUCUGAAAAAGAAAAACUCAUCUCUAUAAACCUGGAGAAGCUACAUUUUUGAUACCAGUACAACAACAAAACAUAAAUCAUUUCUUUGUCCGUAUAAUAAGAAUAAUAAAAAAGAAAAGAUAUAUCUCAAACCAUAAACAACAUAUGUGAUCGUCUCAUUUUACUGUGUCUUAUCUCUCUGUUCACUUUUCCAUGAAUUCUUAGCUGCAUCUACCGAAAUGGUCGUCCCUCCUCCAUUGGCUUCGUUACUGCUAUCUUCUCCAGGCUUCGGUUUCGAGAAGAAGGGGUCCCACACGUGUCCCCCAGCUUCCCGUUGGCCUUCCUCAAGCAACGCAUACUUCCAGCUGUUCUCUUCCACGAAGUUGUCAUACUCGGUCCGACCUUCAAUCAUGUUCUUCCUUAACCGAGUCACCUUGUCUAUUAUGGCCUCUACCGAGACAUCAAAUGCAUCCUUGAGUGUCUCCAGUUCUGAUCUCGGGUCUGCGUAGAUCAGCCCCGGGAUGAGGUUUAUGACAUUCUCUCUCAUGAUCUUGACCUGCUCUGGAGGAAUCUGGAGGAGUCGUUCCUCUAUGCUCAUGUUUCUCUUCCGGAUAUCAUCCUCGGGGAUGAAAACCGAGUAGGUUGUGUAGUUCUUGGGUAGAUGCCACGUGUACUGAGUGUAGGCUGAUCCAGGGUGGAAGAAGACUGGUAUGCAACCGGCAAGCAUCGAGUCAAAAGCUGAUCGUCGAGUGUAAGAGUCUCCCUGUGGCUGGAGACAGAAGAGAGAGCCUUGAAACAUUUGCAUAAUGCUGCUCGGUGCAUGACACUUGCUCUCCCCAAAAUCACAUUCCAGUAGCUUCCCAACGUUUGAGUUUCUGCAUUGCUCAAUGAUCUGCCCUCUGAUGGAUUUCGGGUUAUCGGGUCGUGGGGCUCCUGCAAACGAGAAAAGCCACUUCCUGUCAAGGUUCCUCAUCCUCUCUUGCCACUCAAACACCUCAGAGUCCUUAGCUGGAUGAAAGUAGGUUGGGUAAGGGAUCCCAAAGUCGUUAGCGUUCCAAGGACUAGACUCAACCACAAGCAUAGACAUGUUUUUGGCAGCUGGUAAGAAGAGAAGCUUGUUCCCCCAAUCAGUCUCUUGUUCAGACAACCUCCUGAAGUCCCAAGUGAUCCUACCGGCCACAAGGAAAUGAUCUUUACCUCUCAUGAUCUCCCACUCAGGGCGCUUCAUGAGCCAAUCAACCAACUCAAGAGAAGCAGCAUCCCUGGUAGAGAUAUUAUAUCCCCAGAGAUACCUAGCAACGUCGAAGCCAGCAUAAAAAGGCACAAAGAUAGCAGCAGCGAGGGAAGAAUCAUUAGUCAAACAUUUGUACUGCUUCAUCCUGUUGCUGAAGAUGACGUCAACAGCGAACUGAUUGGUAGCGUACCAGCCUUGAUCAGAGAAGACGCCUUCAACAUUCUCAAGAGGAGGGCCAAGGCCAGCGUUGGUAGUGAACUUGCACAUGUUGGUCCAGAGACUAAGCUUCUUACAGUCUCUAAGCAUAUCUUCAUUAAACCUGGAGGGAAGAUCGUGGACAUAAAUGUACUUCCCUCCACAGGGAUCACUCUUGUUCUCUGCUGUCUUCAACGCUCUUACAAAAGGAAACUCCUGUUUCUCCUCCUCGAUGACAGGUGGCUUAAAAGUGGCUACUGGAGCAGGAGGAGGGAGUAUUGGUUUAACUAAAGGCUCUUUCUCUUUGGGAGGCUGGAGAGGGAACUUAUCUACUCGAAGAGAGAUUGGUGAUGAUGAUGAUGAUGGUUGAGGCUGUUCAUAGCUAGGUUGAAGGUGGAUCUGUUUCUCGAUGUUACUGCUGCUCCCUAUGACAGAGAAAUGGAAGUAGAAGAGGAGUGCCCAGAAGAAGAGUGAUAAAGACACCAACAAAUAGAUUCGAUUGGUUUGAUUCUUCCCGUUGCCUUUCUCCGUUGGCUCUGUAGGAGCAGCUUCUGCUGAGCGACGCCUCAUCGUAACCCUCGGAGUCAUGCAGAGUCUUUCAAGAUCACAACAUUGAUGAUACUUCCCAAAUCCUUAAGAGGUUCUAUGAAGCUAGAUCGAAGCUCAGAAGCAGAGGAAAAAGAACACCAAGUUAAGAACCGACAAGGAUCCGCGAGAUACGGAGCAAAGUAAAAGAGGUUUUUGAUUCUUCAGGCAAAGAAUUUAAGAUCUAGAGAUGGUCUGAAAGGGAAGAAGACUUGUUUUCAGAUCGAUGAGAGAGAUAAAAAGAAAAAAGAAAAACAGAGUAUUUAAUGUGAAUUUGAGAGCGCACGUUAGUCGGACGGCUAAAUCUACGCCGUAAGUUCUUCUUCUACUUGUCGGUGACCAGUGGGACCUUGCCA